Esox lucius (northern pike) is the source of this 2203-nucleotide messenger RNA. RefSeq names its product potassium channel subfamily K member 15-like. The coding region runs from base 88 to 975 and encodes 295 amino acids. The transcript has 3 exons. Gene Ontology annotation, cellular component: membrane. The record is from RefSeq and is a predicted model, not a curated record. Gene Ontology annotation, biological process: stabilization of membrane potential; potassium ion transmembrane transport. Gene Ontology annotation, molecular function: potassium ion leak channel activity. Lineage: Eukaryota; Metazoa; Chordata; Actinopteri; Esociformes; Esocidae.
UAUUGAAUUUGCACGUCCACCUGUCUCUCUUUAUACUGAACACACCCUCCAUCCUCUCAGUGCACACUCCAGUUUGCUUGUGUGAGGAUGAAGGCUCAGAACAUUCAGACCCUGUCUCUCAUACUGUGUAUGAUAUCCUACCUGCUUGUGGGAGCUGCAGUGUUCGAUGCCCUUGAGUCUGAGACAGAGAGCUCCAGGAAGAGGAUCUUAGAACAGAAGCGCAGCGAGCUGAGGAAGAAGUAUGGAUUCAGUGAGGACGACUACCGGGAGACUGAGAGAGUGGUUCUUCAGUCGGGGCCACAUCGUGCGGGGAGACAGUGGAAAUUUGCAGGAUCCUUUUACUUUGCCAUUACCGUCAUCACUACGAUUGGUUAUGGACAUGCUGCUCCAGGUACGGAUGCUGGAAAGGCGUUCUGCAUGUUGUAUGCCAUUCUGGGCAUCCCACUGACACUGGUCAUGUUUCAGAGUACGGGGGAGAGGAUAAACACAUUUGUCAGUUAUCUCCUCCGCAGGCUCAAAUGGUACGUGGGUUUACAGCAGACGGAGGUGUCCAUGGGGAAUAUGGUGUUGGUUGGCCUCCUGUCGUGCAUGAGUACUCUCUGUGUCGGGGCAGCGGUCUUCUCCCACUUCGAGGGCUGGACCUUCUUCCACGCCUUAGAGGGAGGGUCCAGUUAUACCAACCUCAUCCCCUCUCCAUCUGACCAGCACAGAGAGAUCCAUUCGGUCAGCUACUCUGCCAAUAACUGCAUCAGUGCCCUCUGUUCUUAUUUGUGCUUCAGUCUCUGCGCCUGUGACAGCCCCUCUAUAACCGACGGUAUUCCCUUGGGCUGCCACAGCAACCCUGUCUUCUACAACUCCAUCUCUUAUAGGGUGGAUGAAGCCUCUUGUAGCUCCCGGGGCACUUCAGCCCAGUCCUCCCUAGGCAGUGGUGCCCUAUUCCUGGGCAGCCCUUACAAACGGAGGAAAUCAGUGUAGCUGCGUGGAUGGGGAUUGAGUCUGGACAAAUGUUCCCUCUGAUUAUCUAGUCGCCUACAAACAAAACCAGUGGAGCAAAUCCCAUAUCAUUUUUACAUAGACGUUUUUACAAUAGUGCUUCACAUUAAUUAAGGUUUUUUGUUUUGAUCAUUGAUCCAACAAGGUGAAACAUCUGUUACUGUUCCCUUUAACAAAGCACUUUUGGACCAUUAAAUUGGACCAUUAAGUUAUAAGUUGCUCAUGAUAAGUGUGUCUCCUAAAUGUCUUAAAUGUAAAAUUGUAAAUUGCAUUUCAUUGGGUUGUGUGAUGCAGGAUACCAUGUUACAUGUAACAUGUUACAUGUAACAUUCAUAGGACCUACAGACAGUCAGAUACUGUAGGUUACCCUAUAUCUAUUACUAUUUGCAUAUCCAAGCCUAAUUCAAAAUACAACACGGCCCCUUUAAUCACAAAUAAGCUUUUUAGCUGAAAUGCCUGAAAUCCGUGCCCCCCGUAAAUUGAGACUGGAAUUGUUCUGAAAAUUACAAAAUUAAUAAAUUUCGCAAUUGUACCCACAGUCUCUGAAUUGCAAGUGCCAUGCUCUACCAAUUGAUCUAUAUAGUCAAUACUGAUUUACCCUGAAGUAUAUGGAACUGAUAUUUAUUGAAUAAAGGGGACACUGUCCGCCGCUGAAAUGCCUGCCCCCUGUCAAUAGAGAGGGAUUGUUUAAAAAAAAUCUAAACUUACAAUGUUAUUGUGCCUCUCUCUUUCACCUUCACAUUCAAUAGGUUUAUUAUUGAAUGUGAUGAAUGUCAUUUAUUAAUAAACAAGGGGACACCGUUUCUGUCAGCUACCGCCAAAAUCCGUGCUCCCCAGUCAAUCGAGACAGCUCAUAAAAAAAAAUGUCUAAACUUAGACUGUUAUUGUGUUUCUCUCACCAACACAACCAGUAGGUUUAUUUCAUUCUGGAGAUGUUCAUUCAAUAAACAAGGCAACAUCAUUUCUGUCAGCCUUUGGCAAAAUCGUGCCCCCGGUGAGUCAAGAUGGAAUUUUCCCCAAAUUUCAAAAUGAAUACAGUACCUCAGUGUAAUCAUAACCCCAACCACUGCGUUGCAAGCGCUAAGCACUACCAAUAAAAUAUAUAGGAUAGAUUAUUUGCUAGCAACCAUAACUAUUAUUAUUUAUAGGGAUCUUUUUGUAAUCUCUAAAAAGCAACAUUUGUCGUGAUCCUGGCAAAAAUAAACUGGAC